Histoplasma capsulatum G186AR is the source of this 1023-nucleotide messenger RNA. RefSeq lists its product as uncharacterized. Gene Ontology annotation, biological process: error-prone translesion synthesis; error-free translesion synthesis. Lineage: Eukaryota; Fungi; Ascomycota; Eurotiomycetes; Onygenales; Ajellomycetaceae. Bases 1 to 1023 code for a protein of 340 amino acids. Gene Ontology annotation, molecular function: deoxycytidyl transferase activity; DNA-directed DNA polymerase activity. The transcript is spliced from 2 exons. Gene Ontology annotation, cellular component: nucleus. The record is from RefSeq and is a predicted model, not a curated record.
AUGUCCCGCAAUAAGCGCCAUCUACCCUCUUCCAUCCGUGACAUCUUAACCACUCCCUCGGUCACCGCUCUUGGGACCUUUGACCCUUGGAAUUCUGUAUCAACGGGACAUCAACGGGCUGAACAUUCUCGCAGCAGUUCUCCCGGGUGGCAAGAGGUAUUAUCUCGGAAACUUGGGAAGCAAUUUAGAGAUACCACCGGUCGCGGCGGCGGGUGCAGCGGAAGGGAUAGCGAAUGGGACUGGGUGUCCUCAGAUCAAUAUGAUGACAUUAGACGGAGAGAGGAGCGGAUUGGAGAUAUAAGGAAUUUAAUGGGCGGUGUUAAGAAAAGGCGACUAGAUGUGCAAGGGAGGUCAGAUACGAAGUGCACCACAGAACGGGACAAGAUUCCGAUCACCAAAGGAAACGGAGCGCUUGUUCUUGAUGACCUGGGAAGCGAAAGGCAGAAGAACUGCCCGGCGGUCCAUCGAGAUCAAGCUCAAAAUACUUCAGAUACUGCUGGCUCAGGGAGAAAAGUUGAACCUAUCACAUCUUGCACUCCGGCAGCAAGAGAAUUAGAAAUAGUUGUCUCCAAUUCGAUUCCCAAGUCUAUCCAAACCAAACUCCAUAUGACUCCUCAGCCAGAAUCUCCAGGGUCUGCAUCCAAGGGAAUAUUUGCUAAUUUGACCAUUUAUGUCAACGGCUCCACUUAUCCUCUCAUCUCGGAUCAUAAACUCAAACAUCUUCUCGUUUCAAAUGGUGCAAAUGUCACUUUCGCUCUCGCUCGACGUACAGCUACUCAUGUUAUUCUCGGAAGGCCAAAUAACAAUCGAAACGAAAGUGGUGCUGGCGGAGGUCUUGCAGCGACGAAGCUGCAGCGUGAAAUACAACGAGUGGGUAGAAAGGGUUUGAAGUUUGUCGGUGUUGAAUGGGUUUUGGAAAGCGUCAAAGCUGGAUGUCGCCUCCCAGAGGCUCGAUUUGCAACUUUGCACAUGGCGCCGGAUAAACAGAGAAGUGUCCUAAGCAUGUUCCAACGAGAAUUGUAA